Messenger RNA from Oryza sativa Japonica Group (Japanese rice), 2344 nucleotides. Its product is annotated as SNF1-related protein kinase regulatory subunit gamma-1. The record is from RefSeq and is a predicted model, not a curated record. Gene Ontology annotation, cellular component: cytoplasm; nucleus. NCBI's taxonomy places the organism in Eukaryota, Viridiplantae, Streptophyta, Magnoliopsida, Poales, Poaceae.
GGGAUCGCACCGCUCUACCGGAGACGCUGACACGUGGGCCCGGGUCGAUCCGGCCCCACCUGUCAGUGAAGUGUAAACCCGACGCGUGUUACUUGCGAAAGGGUCCAGGAGGAAAAUAUCUCCCGGCCCAGCCCACCGGUGGAAUUGAGCCCAUCUGGAAAGCAAUCGUCGUCUCCGGCGAGUGCGAGAGCGAGAGUCCCGGCGCGCGAAACACUUGUCGCGCGCGAAGCCAUUGGAGAGGAAGGACAUAGCUGAGAUCGCGGUGGCGCCUCGGAAGAAGAAGGAAGCAUUGCGCGUGUGUGGAGGAGGAGGAGGUAUCAGGGAUGCAGGCGAGGAGGGAGGUGAGGACGAAGGAGGAGCAAUGGCGGGGGGAGGAGAGGGUGGUGGAGAGCCCGCUGGGGAGCGCACGGUGGAGCCCGGAGGCGGAGAUCGGGAUGAGGGUGGAGGACAUCUGGGACAGCCUGGACCAGCCGCAGCUGAGCGACCGGGACCGGCUCAACAGCUGCUUCGACGCCAUCCCGGUGGCGUCGUUCCCGCACACGUUCGACGGCGCGCAGGUGGUCGAGAUCCCCUCCGACGCCACGCUCGCCGAGGCCGUCGACAUCCUGUCGCGCCACCGGAUCAUCACCGCCCCCGUCCGCAACGUCGACGCCCCCGACGACGCCAGCUGGAUCGACCGCUACAUCGGCGUCGUCGAGUUCGCCGGCAUCGCCGUCUGGCUGCUCCACCAGUCCGAGGCCGCCGCCGCCAGGGCCGACGACCUCGGCGCCGACGAGCUGGCGGCCAAGCUCGGCACCGUCGCGCUUGAGGGCGCCGCCGCCGCGAGGGCGCCCGACCAGCAGCAGUCGGCGGAGGGGGCGGUCGCGGAGGCGUUCGGCGCGCUGCCGUCGUCGGACCUGUUCAACAAGACGAAGGUGAAGGACAUCUCCGGGUCGUUCCGGUGGGCGCCAUUCCUGGCGCUGCAGAGCUCGGACACGUUCCUGACGAUGCUGCUGCUGCUGUCCAAGUACCGGAUGAAGAGCCUCCCCGUGGUGGACAUCGGCGAGGGCACCAUCAGCAACGUCAUCACGCAGGCCGCCGUGGUGCACAUGCUCGCCGAGUGCGCGGGGCUCCACUGGUUCGAGGACUGGGGCGCCAAGUCGCUCACCGAGCUCGGCCUCCCCAUGAUACGCCCCAGCCGCCUCGUCAAGGUCCGCCACGACGAGCCGGCGCUCAAGGCAUUCCGCCUCAUGCGCAAGCGCGGCGUCGGCGGCAUCCCCGUCGUCGACCACGCCGGCAAGCCCACCGGCAGCAUCAUGAUCAAGGACGUCAAGCAUCUCCUCGCCUCCUCUGACGCCAACAGGGACUACAGGACGCUGACGGCGCAAGAGUUCAUCGCGAAUGCGAGGCAGAGUUCAGGCGAGAAGCAGAUGAACAUCGUGACCUGCAAGAAGGAGGAGAGCAUAAAGGAGAUCAUCUUCAAGCUGGAUGCAGAGAAGAGGCAGAGGAUCUACGUCGUGGACGAGCAAGGCAACCUGGAUGGGCUCAUCACUCUCAGAGACAUAAUCGCCAAGCUGGUGUACGAGCCGCCUGGCUACUUUGGGGACUUCUUCAAUGGCGUUUUCCCUCUACCUCAGAACAGCAGGGUCUGAAAACCAAAACAUUUUCAUUAGUCCAAAUUAAAUCAGGUUUCUUUUUUAUCACUUCAUUCUUUCGAUCCGGUCCUUUUGUGUAGUAUGUGAUGUUUCUUUCUUUGCAAUUUCCUCCUUUUACCCUCUAGAAAGAUCACCUUAGUUUGUUUGUGUUACAAUGUGACUAAUGCAUAGCUAGCUUAUCAUAAUGCUUCCACAUGUGGAACACCAAGGUUCUAUUCAUGUUUUAAAAAGACGCACCUGGAAAUCUGGAAUGAGACUCUGACAAUGCCAGCAAAAUUCCUGCUCAUUUGUAUCAUGAAGGCAACAGAAGACAAGAUACCAAUAAUAAUUGAUGAAAACUGCACCCGAUUACAUCAGUUCAUGAAUUGAUGGAUUAGGAGUCGUAGCAGAAGGUAUAAUGAAAUUGCAACACCACUUCAUGAUCAGAGAUUGACAAGUACAUGAUGAUAGGAGCAAUGUAGUAAUUUACUAUGGUCUCCUUUUUUAUCAGCAACAAACUAUACUGCACAUAACAAAUGGCUGUAUUGAUAUAACUACUGGUAUGAAUUGUACAUAAAAAAUGCCAAGCACCAACCAUUCUUUCGAUGUCAAACAAGUCACGAGAUGUUACAAUCAACAAAAGAUGAGAAAAAAAAAUGUAAGAAUUACACAGCUCAUGGUAGUGUCCAGUGUCCUAAAUUUCAUGUCGAACCUUGAUAUAGUCAGCACCU